This is a messenger RNA of Ictidomys tridecemlineatus (thirteen-lined ground squirrel), 1630 nucleotides long. RefSeq names its product N-acetyltransferase 14 (putative) (gene Nat14). NCBI's taxonomy places the organism in Eukaryota, Metazoa, Chordata, Mammalia, Rodentia, Sciuridae. Gene Ontology annotation, molecular function: N-acetyltransferase activity. The record is from RefSeq and is a predicted model, not a curated record.
UGGCUUUGAACUGUCAGUCCUUCUGCCUCAGCCUCCCGAGCUGCUGGGAUUACAGGCGUUUGCCACUGCACCCAGCCUGGUCUUGGAGUCUUGUCUUCUGCUUCCUGGCUCUCAAGAGCUCUGCGUCUUUGGACCAGCCACUGUUCUUUAUGGAGCUCUUUCCCUAUUCAUUAAAAGGGAGCUGGUGGUGAUGCCAUGGUUGGUCUCUAGCAGGGAGGCAUUAGAAUCGGAAUACCGGUUCUGCCUCUUAUUUGCUGGAUGUCACUCGCCCCCUCUCCUCAUCUGAAAAAUGGGUGGGGGGUAGAUCUUUUAUCCCGAAGGGCACUGUCAGGGCGCCCCCAGGGAUUGAGGUGGGGGCUCCGGACCCCACCCGCAAAAGGUCCCAGCACCAAUGGGAAUCGAUGCGCUGGCGUCGCGGUUGCGGUCCCCGUCUCCUCCCGCGCUUAGGUCGCUUAGCAACGAGGGACCGUCGUGAAGGAAACUGCGAACGCUCGGGGUCACAGGUGCACAAACUACGCCAGCUCCCUUUUGGGGGCGGUGGCCUGGGGGCUGCCAUGGCCCCCAGCCACCUGUCUGUGCGGGAGAUGAGGGAGGAUGAGAAAGCCCUGGUGCUGGAGAUGCUCAAGGUGAGAGAGGCUGGCGUAAAGGACACGGAGAACCGUGUGGCCCUCCAUGCUUUGACACGGCCCCCGGCCCUUCUUCUCCUGGCGGCAGCCAGCAGCGGCCUGCGCUUCGUCCUGGCCUCCUUCGCCCUGGCCCUCCUGCUGCCCGUGUUCCUGGCUGUGGCCGCAGUGAAGCUAGGCCUGCGAGCCUGGUGGGGCUCCUUGCCUCCUCCUGGAGGCCUGGGGGGGCCCUGGGUGGCCGUGAGGGGCUCUGGCGAUGUGUGUGGAGUCCUGGCCCUGGCCCCUGGCACCAGUGCGGGGGAUGGAGCCCGGGUCACCCGCCUCUCUGUCUCACGCUGGCACCGCCGCAGGGGAGUGGGUAGGAGGCUCCUAGCCUUUGCUGAGUCCCGGGCUCGAGCCUGGGCAGGGGGCAUGGGGGAGCCCCGGGCCCGGCUUGUGGUCCCCGUGGCCGUGGCUGCCUGGGGGGUGGCGGGGCUGCUGGAGGGCUGUGGCUACCAGGCCGAGGGGGGCUGGGGCUGCAUGGGCUACACACUGGUGAGGGAGUUCAGCAAAGACCUGUGACUGCAGACCUGGGGCAGGGGGACGCCAGCACCCAACGCUCCUGCUGUGCCCGGGCACUGUCACAUCCAUGCCCUGGUGACCCCAGCGAGGACUGCAGACCUAGACACCACCCUUCCACCUGUCGCCAGCCUGCAGUGUCCAGUGUGGAACAAACUCCUCUCCCCUUUGGCUACGAGGGCCAUCAGAGGUCAAGCCCCUGCCUCAGAUUCUGUCUGCACUGAGAAUCUCCCUGCUUUGUCUGCAGAGCUGUGCUGUCUGUGCUGCUGGCCCUGGGGGAGCUCUGGGGAGGGACGGAGCAGCCGCCAGCUCGCCUGAGCUAGGACUUGAGGCAGGGUGCCUGGGCCAAGGCCUCCCUGGGAGCGGGAGGGGCUGGUGGGCACAGCUCCUGUGCGUCCGUCCGUUCGUCUGGUCCUUACAGUGUGUCAAUAAAGCCUGAGACUGCUGUG